Messenger RNA from Thamnophis elegans (Western terrestrial garter snake), 4477 nucleotides. It is a transcript of the gene RPS6KL1, whose product is annotated as ribosomal protein S6 kinase like 1. Lineage: Eukaryota; Metazoa; Chordata; Lepidosauria; Squamata; Natricidae. The record is from RefSeq and is a predicted model, not a curated record. Gene Ontology annotation, biological process: protein phosphorylation. The transcript is spliced from 11 exons. Gene Ontology annotation, molecular function: ATP binding; protein kinase activity. Bases 433 to 2346 code for a protein of 637 amino acids.
GAUUGGAGCUCUAUUCUAAAAGACGAGAGGAUGAGCUCAUCCUCAACCAAUGGGAGACCACCGUGGACAGCCACGGCGGUACAAGUUGCAGCCUACACCUGAUUCCUCGGGUCGCUGCAGCUUUUACUCGGUCCGAGAUGGAUAGGGGCGUGGAAGGUCCCGUCUGUCUCACCUCCGUUCUUACUAGCCUCUCGGGGCCGUCAGCUCUGCAAGGUAUUGGCGAGACUCGUGGAUCUCCGUGAGGGCCACGUCCCACCCUGCGCCUUCUGGGACCACCUGUCUCCUUGCCGGUCCAGUCGCUCCGUCACGGGUUUGCAUCAUCUCCGGGAUGAAUCCAGUAACUGCAGCGCGAUUUCAUUGGAUGUGGAUGGUAACAAUCUGUUGAGAAUGGCUAAUUCUUAAGGAGAGUAUCCUUAAGAUAUUUUUUGGGAAAUGGAUUCAGAGUCCUGUAACCGAGCUUUCUCCCAGGCCCGUGUAUAUCUUGAACAAAUUCGAAGCCGGGUUGCACCAGGGAGUAUUGACAUACAUGGUCCUGGGAAGCGCGACUACCUGGUGGAUGCAGCUAAGCAGAUCCGCCUGGCUCUUGAACGGGAUGUAAGUGAAGACUAUGAAGAAGCAUUCAACCACUACAAGAAUGGUGUGGAUGUGCUGCUCAAUGGGGUGCAAGUGGAUCCCAACAAGGAGCGCCGUGAAGCCGUGAAGAGGAAGAUCACCCAAUAUCUAAAACGGGCAGAGGAGAUCUUCAAUUGCCAUCUACAACGUAAUUUGGGGAAUGGCAAUUCCACUGAAACGGGUUAUAGCAGUCUUCGCUUCCGUCCGAUAAGGACACUCAGCACACCAGUGGAGAAUCUCAAGCACUGUAAAGUAGUGGGAAUAAUUGAUAAGGUGCAAAUAGUGCAGGAUCCAGCUACUGGGGACACCUUUAUAUUGAAGAGUAUUCCCAAAUCCUAUGUGGAGACCCGGGAAAGACAGACUAUCAUCCCACAUGGAAUCCCCUUUAUGACAGAAUUGCUGCGCUAUUCUGUAAGUAAGGAUUCCAUCUUCCUCCACUUGGAACAUGUGAAAGGAGGAAAUCUCUGGUCAUAUCUUCGCUCCCAUCAUGGUUCUGCCUCUGUCCGUUCUCCCUCGCUGAGUCCAAAGCUCACUUUGGAUUUUGGGUAUAUCAGGGAAGAGAAGCACAUAGAAAACCUUCAUGAAACUGGUUCUGACUCUCAGCAGAGCUGCAAGAUCUAUCCUGAAAACAAUAACGGCCCAAUUCCUGUACCUGUAAAUUGUCCCCUGUUGAAAAAAAUGGACUGCUUGAUGUCUAUGAAACAUUCAUCCAGCCCUCUUUCUUCUAGAACCUCAAGUGACCACAGGUGGCAUAUUGAAAAGGCAGGUGGACCAUGGAGGGAGAAUCUAAGCACAACCCACCCCUUUCCUGGUGCUACAGAACCUACAAGCAAAACAGUACCUCAAGAACAUAGUCAGCCACCCAGUCAGAGACAGACUUUCAGAUCCUGUGAUUCAUUUAUGACCAUUGAUGGCAUUGGGAAUGUAUCUGGGAAAGAGAUUCCUCAGCCAGAACCAAAGAUACAAACAGGUGAAAGGUUUAGCUAUACUGCCCCAGAGGGAACAAGAGGAUACAACAAAUCAAAGGGAGAAACGCCGUGGCAAAACCAGUUGUAUCCUGGAACUCUUGAAGAGGACCACAGAGAGAAGAUAGAAGCAAGAGAAGAAGACCCUUUUAUGCAGAGGGCACCAAUUCUUGAUCAUAAACAUUUCAAAACCCAAUCAACAAUAGGAUGGCAUGGAUCUUCAGUGGAACCAGUUGCCCAAAGCCAUACCCCUGUCAGUUGGGUCAUAAAUGAGGAGCAGAUCCAAGUUUGGGCAGCUGAAUUGAUUUUAGCUCUGGAAGGUCUCCACCAACAGGGAAUCUUGUGCCAGGAUCUCAACCCACGAAAUUUGCUUUUAGAUGAAACUGGUCACCUCCGUCUCACGUUUUUUGGCCAGUGGAGUGAGGUUGAGCCGCAGUGCAGCAGUCAAGCGGUAGAUGAUUUGUAUUGUGCCCCAGAAGUGGGUGGAAUUUCUGAACUGACAGAAGCCUGUGAUUGGUGGAGUUUUGGAGCGCUGCUUUAUGAAUUAUUGAAUGGAGUGACUUUAUCGCUGAAUCAUCCCUCAGGGAUUCAUCCAUACACCCAGAUCUAUCUUCCAGAAAAGCUCAGCCAGUCUGCUUCAUCACUACUCUCAGAGCUGCUGCAGUAUGAUCCGAAGCAACGUUUGGGCUCUGGUGCAAAUGGUGCAAGCAAGAUUAAGUCACACAUUUUUUUCAAUUCGAUUCAAUGGAAUAAGAUGGUUGCAAACUAAGUUCUAAAUGCAAGGGAUGGUGGAAGAAGUAUGCUUGAUGGAACACCAAAUUGAGUAGUUUGUCUGUCGAAUUGUGCUCCAAAUGAUCCACAUCCAUUGAAAAGCACUUAUUCCUAUAAGAUGAAUGAAUCUGAGACACCAGCACUGCUGUCGCCUAGGGAAGAAUCCACAGAAUUGGGCUGGGAUCUGCAUGCUCAAAAGAAGUCAAAAGGACACUUCUGUUCUUUUUCUUCUUCCUAAUUGUGUGCCACAGCAGCUUCAUAAAAAUCCUAGGCACCUCAAGUUUCCUAUAAGGUAGUGAUGACCAAUUUGGAGCCCUAAAGAUGUCCAAUGUAACCCAAAUAGAAAUUGAAGUCAAGCAUCCUACCCUUGAAGUAAGUUCUGGCACUUCAAAGCCCAAAUCUGAUGUGCCUUCACAAUAGUAUAAGUAGGGAUCUCCUUGUUUUAUCCUACUUGAUAGAUUUUUUUCCCCAAACCAAAUAUGAGGAGAUAACCUUAUGUUGUAUUUUAUCAUUUCUGUAUCUCGUGUUUAGUUCAACUUUCAGAGGAUUAUCUAAUUUUUUCAUGCAUAUAUUUGCCCUAUAAAAUGUUCAUAUUUUUCCACCCCAUUUUUUAUUUGGUGUUACAACUUUUGCAGGUUAGUGGUGCAUUUUUGUAAAUGUACCACAAGGGGGACAUUUUCAGUAAGUUUUAUGUGCUUGUAUUUCCCCUUCAAAAAAAAAAUGACUUAUUUGUAGAUCUGACACAACCUUUUACCUAGCAAGGAAGUGAGGAAAAGACUCUUCUUUGGACUUCUGUGGAUUAUCCAAUGUCUUGUCUCUGACUAUUGUAACAUCAAUAAAACAACUGGAGCACAAGGACUUGUGUGAAUUUUUAGAAAUGUUGCCACCUGCCACAAAUAAGGUUUUCAAGCAAGGCCUAGGUUGGGCCGAAACCAGAAAAGCCACACUGAUACUACAGUUCCAGCAGGACUCUGUCCAAGGAAUGGCCAGCUUUGGCACAUGCAUGAAAGUGGUCAUGCUGACCGGACAUGUUACAGAGCAUACACAAAUGCUGAAUGGACAAGAUUUGAAUCAAGGGAAAAAUCUUCUCCCUCAAACAGAAAACAGAAAGAGGUUCUGGUUAAUCUUAGAAAAUACUUGCAAUAUGAUUGAUUCACUUAAUACUAAAAUAAUUUAGAGUACAGCACAUGCUAAAUUGUGCCUAGAGAGUGUGGCACAUUAUUUUUCUAAUGACAUUUUUCUUCACGCACAUAUUUAGUUCUUUAAUAUCUCUAAAUAAGACUAAUAGGGAUUUGUUGGACCAGUAGCUGAGGGUUAGCACACAUAAGUUAAGCACAUUACAGUUUACUUGUUCAUGUUAAAGCAGAACACACUAAUUAAGCCAUAUUUAAAUUCCCUGGGGAAAAGCCAAGUCUCAAGCCCAAUAAGUCAACACAACUGUAUUCAGUUAUUUUACUUUUGUGAAAUUUCAGCAGCUCAAGAUUUCUCCUUUAAUUAGCUCAUCUGGUUCAACUUUAGAGCCAAGUGCAGCAACAAUUCUCAAGAGCUGCCUGUGGAACAUUGAAUUUUCCUUCUAUGAAAGGCUGGAAAGACUUUUCUAAUCAGCAAAGUGAAAAUCAGAAACUACACUCAUGCAUAAUUUCUUUGUUUUAUUUUGUUUUAAAAUCUGUUGUUAAAUAUUUUAGUUACAAGUUCUGUGCAGUGGGCAAGAGUAUUGAACCCUGCAGGCACUAGCAACCCUCUUACUCAACAAUACAUGUGCACACUAUUGUACUAAGGAUAUGUCCCCAUGAACCAGCAGUCUUAUGCCAGGAUAUAUGCCAGAGACAAUUGAGUCCCAACUCACAAUACCACACAAUCAGGCCAAACCACUGUAGACAAAUAGCUGAAGAAGUCAGUCAAGGAGAAUUGGAUGGAAUUUAGGACAGUUGUGGAGAUUACCCAGUUUGAGCUGGUCCCAAUUGUAAGAAGGGACACCAAUUCUGCCUUAUUCAUCUUUUCCCAAUCUGAGUUAUACUAUGAUCCUCCUGUUCUUAAAAACCUGGGGCAGAGAAAAAUUCUUGAAAGUCAUCCAUAAAUUGCCUGAUGCCAAUAAAGGCUAUAAAGUAGGUUGUUGGGUUACAGUCUUA